Molecule: messenger RNA, 667 nt
Organism: Brassica rapa (field mustard)
Lineage: Eukaryota; Viridiplantae; Streptophyta; Magnoliopsida; Brassicales; Brassicaceae
Product: microsomal glutathione S-transferase 3
Cellular component (GO): nuclear envelope; endoplasmic reticulum; membrane
Molecular function (GO): glutathione peroxidase activity; glutathione transferase activity
Source: RefSeq, a predicted model, not a curated record
GAUGCGAGUGUUAAUUUCAGAAGCUCACCUUCAAAACCUUCUUCAGCGCUAUCGAUGGCGAUCACCGAGUUUCUGCCUAAAGAGUACGGAUAUGUCGUUCUUGUCCUGGUCUUCUACUGCUUCCUCAACCUUUGGAUGGGCGCUCAAGUCGGCAGAGCUCGCAAAAGGUACAAUGUGCAGUUUCCAACGUUAUAUGCUAUAGAAUCAGAAAACAAAGAUGCUAAGCUCUUCAACUGUGUUCAGAGAGGACACCAAAACUCUCUAGAGAUGAUGCCAAUGUACUUUAUACUAAUGAUCCUUGGUGGGUUGAAACACCCUUGCAUCUGUACUGGCCUGGGUUUGCUCUACAAUAUUUCUCGAUUCUUCUAUUUCAAAGGUUAUUCUACAGGAGAUCCCAUGAAGCGCCUCACCAUCGGGAAAUACGGUUUCUUGGGAUUGCUUGGUCUCAUGAUCUGUACCAUCUCCUUUGGUGUCACUCUGAUCCGUGGUUAGGCCAGUCCUUUGUGAGGUUGAUGGUUCUACGAACUUAUCCGGUCGUAAUGAGUUGUCUACAUAUAAUGUAAUAUUGUUAAAGUUCGUCAGGUUGUUGCUUACGGAACUUUUCUGAAGCACUAAAUCACGGCUUUACGUAAAACAAUGAAAUUUCACAUUCCUAUGCAAAAGUUUC